CUCGUCAGUGGUGCCCCCACUCAAUAAGCAGCAGCUUAUCACCACACCACCUCAGGCUCAGGAUUGGCCGGCACCACCGCGUGACAAUUCCCCACCACCAUGGCCGCCACCACGCUCCUCCUCCGCACCCACCACCACCCCUGCAAGCCGCCUCUGCCGCCGCCGCCACGAGCGCCCGUCCUCUGCCGCGCCACGACGGCGGCGGGGGCGGCCGCGGCGCUGCGCUCGCUGGCCCCGCCGACGCGGCCGGAGCUGUUGUCCCUGGACCUGCCGCGCUACGACCCGGCGCGGUCCCGCCCCGUGGACCUCGCCGUGGUUGGCGGCGGCCCCGCGGGUCUCGCCGUGGCGCAGCGCGUGGCGGAGGCGGGGCUGUCUGUCUGCGCCAUCGACCCGUCCCCCGCGCUCGUGUGGCCCAACAACUACGGCGUGUGGGUGGACGAGUUCGAGGCCAUGGGCCUCUCCCACUGCCUCGACGCCGUCUGGCCGUCAGCCUCCGUCUUCAUCGACGACCGCCGCGCCAAGUCGCUCGACCGCCCCUACGCCCGCGUCGCGCGCCGCAAGCUCAAGUCCGCCAUGAUGGAGCGCUGCGUCGCCAACGGCGUCGUCUUCCACCAGGCCAAGGUCGCCAAGGCCGUCCACUACGAGGCCUCCUCCCUCCUCAUCUGCGACGACGGCGUCGCCGUCCCGGCCACCGUCGUCCUCGACGCCACGGGCUUCUCCCGCUGCCUCGUGCAGUACGACAAGCCAUACAACCCGGGGUACCAGGUCGCAUACGGCAUCCUCGCCGAGGUCGACGGGCACCCGUUCGACAUCGACAAGAUGCUCUUCAUGGACUGGCGCGACUCGCACCUGCCGGAGGGAUCGGAGAUCAAGGAGCGCAACCGCCGCAUUCCCACGUUCCUCUACGCCAUGCCCUUCUCGCCCACCAGGAUCUUCCUCGAGGAGACGUCGCUGGUCGCGCGCCCGGGGCUCGCCAUGGACGACAUCCAGGAGCGCAUGGCCGCGCGGCUCAGGCACCUGGGUAUACGCGUCCGGAGCGUCGAGGAGGACGAGCGAUGCGUGAUACCCAUGGGCGGGCCGCUGCCCGUGCUGCCGCAGAGGGUGGUCGGCAUCGGUGGCACGGCCGGGAUGGUGCACCCAUCCACGGGGUACAUGGUGGCGCGCACGCUGGCCACCGCACCUAUCGUGGCAGAGUCCAUCGUGCGGUUUCUUGACUCCGGCAAUGACAUGGCUGGGGACGCGCUUGCCGCCGAGGUGUGGAAGGAGCUGUGGCCGGCCAACAGGCGGCGGCAGAGGGAAUUCUUCUGCUUCGGCAUGGACAUCCUGCUCAAGCUGGACCUCGAAGGAACACGGCGGUUCUUCGACGCCUUCUUCGACCUCGAGCCGCACUAUUGGCACGGCUUUCUGUCGUCCAGGUUGUUCCUACCGGAGCUCUUGAUGUUCGGGCUCUCGCUGUUCGGCAAUGCCUCGAACACGUCGAGGCUGGAGAUCAUGGCCAAGGGCACCGUGCCUCUUGCCAAGAUGAUUGGCAACUUGAUACAGGACACAGAUAGGUGAGGGCCUAGGAGGGUGGUAUGUACCUGCAUUUCUCACCUCAAGAUCUCCAUUGGAUCUCUGAUUUUCGCAUUGCUGCUGCUCAGUGUAUUUAUGAUUUGCAAAGGAUUUACAGAACGCCAUUAGCAACAGCAAUUUAGAACCAUCUGGCAGUAUAACAAUUGCUUCUGCAACACUAUUUUAGCUUGGUGAUUAGUCUCACUGAGAGCUGUAUAGUUGCAUAUUCAGGGAUGUUAUUACGCUCUAUGUAUCAGAUGUCAUGGUCUCUAAACACCGACCAAAUUUUCCACAAAACAUGAAACUGAAUGUUGUGUAUUA
Phragmites australis (common reed) is the source of this 1872-nucleotide messenger RNA. Its product is annotated as lycopene beta cyclase, chloroplastic-like. Gene Ontology annotation, molecular function: oxidoreductase activity, acting on paired donors, with incorporation or reduction of molecular oxygen. Gene Ontology annotation, biological process: carotenoid biosynthetic process. Lineage: Eukaryota; Viridiplantae; Streptophyta; Magnoliopsida; Poales; Poaceae. The transcript has a single exon. The coding region runs from base 100 to 1557 and encodes 485 amino acids. The record is from RefSeq and is a predicted model, not a curated record.